Molecule: messenger RNA, 690 nt
Organism: Quercus robur (English oak)
Lineage: Eukaryota; Viridiplantae; Streptophyta; Magnoliopsida; Fagales; Fagaceae
Exons: 2
Coding region: 1-690 (229 amino acids)
Molecular function (GO): nucleic acid binding; zinc ion binding
Source: RefSeq, a predicted model, not a curated record
AUGGACCAAGAUUUCAUUGAGCGAUUACAAAACAUUCAACUCACGGAGGAAGAAGGCGAAGUAGUGCACAUUUGGUCAAUCAGUAGAGAGAAAACCAUUGAAGACUGUUCCCUCACCCUGUUAGGUCGUUUCCUUACUACUUGUCCAUACAACCAGAAAGCGGCAAAAGCACUAUUACGGUUGGUGUGGAAACUAGGGAAUGACUUGCGGAUAGUGGACGUGGGAGAGGGGUUGCUUCAGUUUAGAUUCAAGCUAGAGAGCCAACUGACAUGGGUGUGGGGGCUACCGUUUGACUUAAUGAACGAAGAGGCUAGCUGGGAGAUUGGUAAAGGACUAGGGCACGUAGUGGAGGUGGAUAAAAAAACCUUCUUAUCAGACCAAGCACACUUCAUCAUGAUUCGAGUCGAGCUUCCACUGGAGAAACCGAUUCGUCGAGGAGGAUGGGUUACGAACCCUGAAGGUGAUCAAUUACCAGUUGGGUUUAAGUAUGAGCGCUUGGUAGGGUUGUGCUACCAGUGUGGGAGAUUUGGCCAUGAGUUGAAGGAGUGUCCAUCUCAAGGAUCCACACAACAAACAGAGAGACCGUAUGGGGAAUGGUUGAAGGCUGGUGUACGAAGGAAGGAGAGUGCAUCAGAUCGGGCAACCUUCAGCUCACCGAUGCAACAAACAGCGCUAGAAAGUGCUGCAUAG